Molecule: messenger RNA, 544 nt
Organism: Cladocopium goreaui
Lineage: Eukaryota; Dinophyceae; Suessiales; Symbiodiniaceae
Source: the annotation of a GenBank genome assembly
AGUCACUAAGUGGCCCCUAGCCAUGUGCCUUGGAGACGGUGGAUCGUGGCGAUGUCGAGGACAUGGCGCAUCUCCCUCGGUUCCCUUGUUUGGGUCACAGGCCCACUGCCAUGGAUGACAAUGCAACUUGGAGAUGGCGUUGGGUUCAUAGAGCUUUCUCAUCGUUUGGCCCAAGCCGGAGCAAUUUUCUUCAUCCAGCUGUGGGGAAAUCGCACCUCUACCAUUGCGAGGAGCAGGGACCGAACGGGCAAUUUGCAAAAAGGUUUCUGUCAUUCUACUUAGGACCGUUUGCUAAGCUAAAUAUGGAAGGCCAGUAUGGCAGUCACAACGUGGUAAGAGAUGCCCAGACAAAAGAACGCGAGGAAAUGAGCAGCCUGACGCGCACCAUUGCUAUUUGUUCCGGUGGUUUUUCCCAUUUGCUGAACAAAUGCAGUCUGGGGAGUCUGAAGGCCUUCUCUCCGCAUGACUGAGAUGCCCCGGUGGGCGCCGCGGGCCACACUUCACCAGGCACCCGCACCUGGUGGGCCCUUCUGGGCAAAUCAAC